Cercospora beticola is the source of this 830-nucleotide messenger RNA. RefSeq lists its product as uncharacterized. Lineage: Eukaryota; Fungi; Ascomycota; Dothideomycetes; Mycosphaerellales; Mycosphaerellaceae. Gene Ontology annotation, molecular function: catalytic activity. The record is from RefSeq and is a predicted model, not a curated record.
CCACCUGGACAGCCUUACUUUCCGCGACACGAAUCCUCAAAGAUGGCUGAGCAUCCAACGAUACAACCUGGCGAUCACAGUGCCUUCAUGAAGUAUGCUGUUCAACAGGCACGCCUGUCUCCGCCAGGACCUGACAAAUUCUGCGUCGGAGCAGUUCUGGCAGACGGCGACUCUGGGAAAAUUCUGUCUACUGGAUACUCUCUCGAGCUGCCUGGUUAUAUGGAAGGGGACAUGGGCAGCACGCAUGCUGAGCAAUGUUGCUUCAUCAAGGUGGCUCAGCAGCACGGCCUUCCGAUUGUUCGAGCCGAGGCACACAUUGCACCUGUACUGCCCGACAACACUGUUCUCUACACCACUAUGGAGCCUUGCAAUGCGAGAUUGAGUGGCAAUCGGACAUGUUGCGAUCGUAUCAUUGCACUCAAACCCAAGCUUCGUGUUGUCUAUGUUGGCAUCAGAGAGCCCAACACCUUCAUAGUUGAUAACGACGGCAAGCAACGUCUCGAAAGCGAGGGCGUCGGAUUUGAAAUGGUAGACGACGUUCACGACUUGUGCUAUGAGGUAGCAAUGACUGGGCACGAGGACGAAGGCAGAUAACUCUGUCGAUACCUUCGACAUCACGAAGAACAGCGAAACGAAGUUGACAGCAUCAUUGAGACAAUCGUCUAAGCGAGCAAGUCUCGACACAAACUAACUACUGGUUAUGUGGUCUCUGGAGCUCGCAGGUGUUCGAGCCCCGCCACAAACUCCUGCUGUGGGCCUACAUCCCUGCAGCUAAUGCAAACGCAGCUGUUGUAACCGCCAGCGGCACAGCAUACAUCCUUCUCGGCGCU